Molecule: messenger RNA, 2060 nt
Organism: Eruca vesicaria subsp. sativa (arugula)
Lineage: Eukaryota; Viridiplantae; Streptophyta; Magnoliopsida; Brassicales; Brassicaceae
Source: the annotation of a GenBank genome assembly
CUUGAACGGCCAGAUUUUAAGGUUCUUUCCUGUGAUACAAAUCUGAUGCGAUUCGUUUUCCUUUUCUAUUUGAUAAAAAAAGUUGUCUGAUUGGUAACGAUGAUGAAAAUGAAACAGAGAUGAGCAAGAAAAACUUGGCGAUUCUGUUACGCGCUAGGAUGAGGUCUAACAAUUCUGCCAAAUCUUCCCUUUCUCAGUUUCCUAAAGAGAUCCCAUCUAAUCCUCAAGAGAACCAUUCUGGAGAUCAUCACAUAGUGAGAAAUUCUAGUGAUCUUGAUACCAGAGGAAGGGUAUACGAUGUAGUUCGUGAAACAAUGCACUCAGCUAUCUCUGCUAGUAAAACUGGUGUCUCAGACAUUACUCUUAAUGACUUUCAAGAGGGAUACUCUAGCCUCUCGCUUGAAGACCGUGGGAAACUCCUUCUUGCUUUAGCUAAAGAAUAUGAUGUUAAUAGAGAGCAAGUCCGAGAACUCAUUAAGCAAUAUCUUGGACUUGAAACCCCAUCAAGUGAUGAUGCUUUAUCUUCUGUUUUCUAUCGCAUUGAGUGGAAUCUGAGACAUGCUCUCAAGCCAACGUAUGAAUCUUUCUUUGAGAGGUUGAAUACACACCCAGGAGGGUUGCGGUUUCUCUCCAUCCUCCGUGCUGAUCUUCUUUCUAUUCUCACGAAAGAAAACACACCCUCUUUGCGAACUUUAGAUUCGUAUCUAAAGGAGAAACUAGGGAUGUGGCUUAGUCCUGCUACUUUAGAGCUUCAUCAAAUCACUUGGGAUGAUCCUGCUUCCUUGCUUGAGAAAAUUGUCGCUUAUGAGGCGGUCCAUCCAAUCAGCAACCUCUUGGAUCUUAAAAGAAGACUGGGAAUAGGUCGUCGAUGCUUUGGUUAUUUCCAUCCAUCUAUUCCUGGUGAACCACUUAUUUUCAUAGAAGUUGCUCUUAUGGAAACCGUUGCUCAGACAAUUCAGGAAGUUUUGUGGGACAAUCCACCCAUACCAGAGAACCAAUCAACAUGUGCUUUGUUUUACUCAAUUUCUUCAACUCAGCCUGGCUUAGCGGGGAUAAACCUCGGUAAGUUUCUGAUCAAACGGGUGAUUACAUUGGUGAAGAAAGAAAUGCCACAUGUUUCUACAUUUGCAACACUAAGCCCCAUUCCUGGAUACAUGCAAUGGCUCCUCUCGAAGUUACAAACUCAGUCAAGAUUUGCUGAAGAAGAGCGCGGUGGUACAGAAAGCAAUCCAACUUCAUCUACUUUCAGCGAGCAAGUGUUAUUACCAGAAGAGGAACAAGCCCUCAUGAGUCUAUCAGAUGAUUCUUCCUCUGGUAGCAACGGCAUGGAAGUUCUGUUGAAUUUUCUGACACAAAAGAACUGUGAUUGGGCUACUUCACCUCGUGUAUUGCCGGUUUUAGAACCUAUUCUGAUGCGGUUAUGUGCUAGGUACCUCUUGCAGGAGAAGAAAAGAGGAAAAGCUUUAGACUCUGUUGCUAACUUCCACUUGCAAAAUGGAGCGAUGGUUGAAAGAAUAAACUGGUUGGCGGAUCGGUCAGAGAAAGGUAUCCAUCAAAGUGGAGGCAUUAUGGUUAACUAUGUCUACAGGUUAGAGAAUAUCGAAGACUAUGCUCAAUCGUAUUUUGGGUCGGGUCAAAUCCAUGCCUCUCCUGGUAUCCAUUCCCGUCUCUAAGUAAACUCCAGAAUGCAAAUUAGUUCGCAUGUAAGUUGAUCAUUUUCAAAACCCCAAUGAUUAACAUAAGCACAAUGGUAUACAUGUAUUUACAAUCGGUUUUAAAUGUGUGUAUUCUGGAGACUAAGAGCUUUCACAUAUCGGGAUCAGUUUCGACAUCGCUAGUCUCUAAAGACUAUUCACGCAUAAGUUCUGUGUUGAAUCCGUUUACAUUCUGCAUUUUCACAAAACAAGAUACUUCUGUUACGUUUACAUCAACAAUAGUGUGUAUAUAUGAGUGUUAAUGUAUAUUGAUUAUACGAGUGUUAUGGUGAGAAGAGAUAAAAGAACCUUGAAGGCUAGAUGCUGUAAUGGUUUUUACAAUAAGCAGACCGUGCCUACACACGC